This is a messenger RNA of Meloidogyne enterolobii, 1229 nucleotides long. The record is from the annotation of a GenBank genome assembly. Lineage: Eukaryota; Metazoa; Nematoda; Chromadorea; Rhabditida; Meloidogynidae.
UUGACCAUGCCUUUCUUCAACUUCGAGUUGAACAUCCAGCCUCUCUUUUCAUGGAAAAUUGUUCUAUUAAAUUAGAAAAUGUUAACUUUGGUGUUGAGCGAACUCAUCUUUUAAAUACUGUUUUUAAUGCUUUUGGGAAGACUUUAUCUGGUGGAAUGAUUAGAGAUAAAGUUUGUGAUAUGCUACAGGUUGCUGUUAUGCAUUUACGACGAGAGUUUAGCAUAGAAUUACCAUUUAAAAUGCUAAUUCCUGACAAGUUUAUUCGUCACUUACAAAAUGAUCGAGUUAUUCUUCGCUCGCGUAUUAAUUCAAUUAAGGCAGUUUCAAAUCAAAUUGCUGUCACGGUCGUUAUGGAAUGGAAAGUUGAUGAGGUACUAACUACUGAACGUACUUCGUUUGUUGAUACUGAGAGUUUACAUUUUAAUGAAACUGAAAUUAAAAAAUUGCGAAACGGCGAGGAGAAAGCUCGACAAGAUGAUCAUAAAAUGCAAUCUUCUCCAUUGUCUGACUUCAAUUCUUCAUCAGUUAGUGAAGCAAUUUUAAUUUGGAUUGAGGACCGAUUAAUUAAUGAUUUGUUGAAACAAUUUCGGUGGGAUGUUCAGUGGAUUAAUGAAGUUGUUGUUUGCCCGCAAUGUUUCUUCCUCUUCAAUAUAAGUUCAAAUGGUCUUCCAAAUGUUCAAAUUCUUGCAGAUAAGUCAAUCAUCAUCAGAAGUAAUAAUCGAAUAACCGCUGCAGUAUUAAAUCCAACUUUGGGGCAUUCUGGCAAACGCCGAACAGCAAUUGAUCUUUCAAUGCUUCUUCAACUUAAAUUAGUCCCUCAAAUACAAAAUGGAAUUUUCCGUACACAUUUGGAACUUAUGGAACGUAAAGUAGAGGUCCAAAAAGAAAGUGCUUUCCCUUCAGAAUUGUAUGGAGCUGUUGAACAAUUAAUACAAGAUUUAAUUGCUGAAGAUAUGUGGCCAUUAUUGCAACGUGAGCUUGAACCACUAAUUUACCAAUCGGGCAUUCAAUUACCUACAAGAUGUGGACUUGAUCCUACAUCUGCACAAUUAUAUUUUGAACAAGGACGUUUGGGUGUGUCUGCCCGAUUAGAAAAUAAUUUGGAAGAAGUUUCUUUCCAUCAAUGUCUUCAGCAAUUUAAAAGUGGAUUGCCUGAUGCUUCUAAAUUAUUUAAUGAUUUGUCAACUCGACAUAAAUACAAAAGUAAACGAUUUAUACGUCUUGGCUAG